This is a messenger RNA of Chara braunii, 5573 nucleotides long. NCBI's taxonomy places the organism in Eukaryota, Viridiplantae, Streptophyta, Charophyceae, Charales, Characeae. The record is from the annotation of a GenBank genome assembly.
GCGGCUCGGCUCAGCUCAGUGUGUGCGGUGGCAUUCAGCCACGUGUCGUGCCGUGGGUUGUAGCGCCAUCAGUGAUCUCUUGAUUGGUCGUUUCUCCAUCUGCGUGCGUGGCUAUUGCGCACUGAACAGGCAGAAGGCCACGUGCUCUACCCCCAACAGGAGAUCGUUCGGAUACGUCGCCUGGCUGUGCUGGUACUUGCCCAUCACUUGUGCCCGCCCUGUCUUCUCUCGGUCUGGCGAUUCGGUCGUCAAGUGAUUGCGAGGAGAGGGAGGGAGGACGAUUGCCUACUCUAUCGGUAGGGAAGUACGUGGUGGGGUGGCCGGUAGGAAGGUGCGUGGUGGGGUGUUGCCAGCCACGCUUGGCGCGCAAUAGCUAGCUUGCUAGCUAGCUAUAGCUAAUCUGCUCUUGGAGGUGGCUGACUAAUGGGGACUUGUGUUUUCCCUGCAUAGCCUGGCAGUGUGCGGAAUCGCUCGACGAGCUCCCGAUGAAUCAUCAUCAAGUAUUACAUCUCACCUACAGAGAAUGCCGUGUGUGGCAUUUGCUGCCCUGUUUUCUGGGUGGUAAUUGACUUGGCCGUCGGCCGUAAGACACUUUGUCAUCACCUGCCUGCCUCCUCUUUUCCUCCUCUGCUUUUGCUGUCUUCUUCUCUAUUCCGAAAGCAUUCUUCGCUCUUCUCCUCCUUAACCAUAGUGGAGGCUUUUGCAUUCUCUUUUCGAUCGUCUUCUAUCAUCAAAGCACUCCCUUUCACCUCCUGAGCCACGGCUCACCUCGGGAUCAUCAUCAUCAUCACGUUUUCCUCCUGAUGAAAGCAAUCAGGACGCGAAAGAGAGGGAGCCAGCGCCGCAAAGGGGCGAAACGCCGUGACACUGAUAACCAUGAAUUUACGAUUGUCGUGGAAUCUGAUGUUUCAAUGAGGAAGACUGCACACUCAUCGGGAGAAUAGCGCUGCAUGGUUGUGCACUCGCAUAAUGUAGCGGUCCAGAGCCAUCGGCACAGGGGAAGGUGCGCGUGCACACAAGACGUCGAAAAGGUUCUGCAGGCGCGCGACUGUGCGCGCGAGCGCGCGGAUGUCUAGGAAGCAAUACUGAGGGACGAAGAUCGAUCCACACAGGGGGUGCAUACACACACACAAACAGACACACACACACACACACACACACACAGACACAGAGAGAGAGAGAGAGAGAGAGAGAGAGAGAGAGAGAGAGAGAGAGAGAGAGAGAGAGAGAGAGAGAGGAAGGAUUUGGGGGAAGAACCAACAACAGCAUCUGCGGGAGAAGAAGAACGAUUGAGUGAAGUGUUGUUUUCUGCGCAACGACGUGGUGGGGGAGUAUGGGCGUGUAAUUGAUGUGCUGGCUGAUGGUCACAGGAGCGUAAGUUAUUUGAUUCAUUUGCACAGCGGCAAUUGUCAUGCCACAUCACGGCCUAUGCAUGGUCAUUCUUCGAUCAUCAGUGAUAACUAUCGUACUCCUUCAAUUGCCAGGACAGUAGUUGUCCAGCCAGUUGGGUAUUUAUACACCAUCUCGCAAGCACGGAUAUACACAGCAACACAGAGAGAGAGAGAGAGAGAGAAGGUUUGGACGACAAAAUCGAAGCAAAGACGGGGAAGAAGUGGAAGAAAAUGCAGCCGGUGGGGCCGACGCGAACGAUAGCACUGGCGCCGAUGUUGCCAGAGAUGGGCGCACCAUUGGCGGCUGCGCCUCCCGGGUACGCUUAUUGUACUCCGAUAGCGCAAUACUACCAGCCGGGAUUACAGUACCCUGCCGCCUCUACGGCGGCUGGAAAUGGAAGGGCGUCAAAUACAGCGGCUGGGACGAGGAGCGGUGUUUGCGCUUCGCGUCACAUGGCAGCGGAACAACGACGACGAGCUCGUAUAAAUGAGAGAUUGGAGGCCUUGCGAGGGCUUGUGCCGCAUUCCGCGAGGGCGAAUACGGCAGCGUUUUUGGCUGAAGUCUUUGACUAUAUAUCAAAGCUGCAUAGACAAUUAAAUCGACUGGGAGCGAAGCUGAUAGACCUCAACGUUGCCGCGACGGCGAAUGGUAACGGACCAGAUCAGGAUGAUCAGAAUGACGAGCCUCCAAGUUCCCCGUCUCUGCCCAGGGCAGCAGCGGAGAUGGCCUUGCCGGCGGCGGCGAACAGUCACAACAGCACGGGCGGUGCCGUUGGUGGCGGCAGCAGUGGCAGCAAGCGCGGGCGGGAAGCUAUGUCUUCCAAGUCUCAUCACCGGCAGAACCGCAAUGGUGGGGGCAUCGCCGACGCCGCUGCCUGCGGCGCUGCCGCUGCCGCUUUGAAAGGUAUAGGGACAGUGCGAAGCGAGGACGACAGUGAUGUUGAAACGGAGAACGAAAAUGAACCGGAGAGAGAGUUGGGCACAUGUCCGGAAAUGGCUAUGGCGGCUGCCUCCUCUGUCCUCUGGAAUGGAUCGGAUGAUGCGCAGCGGUGGGUCGGGCGCAACUCUGGCGCCACGAUUGCCAUGUCCGCCGCCGCGCCAACUGUGGUCGGAGGAUCGAAUUCUGCGUCGGCGAUGAUGGAGCGUCAUCCUCAUCAUCAUCGUUUGACGCCCGGCAGUCCGUCGAUUACGCCGUCGUCGAACGGCGGUGCGUCUUUGUCGACGACUGUUGGCAUUUAUCCCAUAGCUGGCUGCGCUGGCGCGGGCGGGGGCGGGGUGACCGCCGCUGUCUCCGCGCAAUCCACAGCGACGACGCUAUGUGACGACGGGGGCGCUGAGCAGCAGCUUCUACCGGGGGGACCUGCCACGUCAUCCGUGGGGGGAGAGGUGGGAAGAAGGUCGGGAGAGGACGGGAUGUCCCACCCAUUCUGCUCGCUCGGUGGUGGCUGUGGCGGUGGUGGUGGUGGAGGAGGGGGAGGAGGGGGAGUCUCGUCCAUUGGUUCCCCAACAUCCUCAUCGGAGAUCGGUGGUGCCAUGCAGCGGCGUCACGACGACGUAGCGGGGCUUGAUCCUGAGACCGGCAGUCAUCUGGCUCUUGGCGGCUCCUGCGAAGAAUGUGACACGACCAUGACGCUUGGCCUCGGCAUGUCCGUCAUAGGUACUAGCAGCAACAGCCGUUCGUUUACUCUUGCGCAAAGGCGGCAGCAUCAUCAACGGCAAGAGGAGGACGAGCACCACGCAGAGGCGUCGCCUGACGGGCUUCUAGAGCGGUCAAAUAGAUUAAACAUGCAUGAGCAAUGGAUGGCAGAAUGCGUAGCUAACUCGGUCGCAGCAACAGCAGCCGCAGCGGCGGCAGCAGCAGCCGUCACUUCAGGAACGACGGUGGUGGCUCUUCCUCCCACUUCCUCGGCGGCGUUCCCUCCUCUCGCGUUGAUGCAGCCUUCGGUUCCCUUGCUGAAUGGGCCGUCGGUUGCAGCUACGGCGACUAUGAUAGACGGGGCGGUAACUGCGCAAUCUUGGGGAGCACUUGCAGCAGCGGCUACCAGCCAGAUGUACCCACCCAAGAAGCGCAGGCGCUCAACCCCGGCUGAGACCUGUGGAAUAAGCUCGAGGAUCAUUCAAGGUAUUCAAAGGCCUAUAGCUAUCAAACCCCAACGCUGAGUAGUAUGCAGAUGGAAGUUGUCGGAGGCAAUUGUAACGGAUUCAUGGCAGCGUCUUGCCAGCGGCUCUAUGGAGUGUGCAUCAACGGAGACUCAGAAGGAAACUGAGACACUCUCACUCGUAGACCUGCACACACCCACACAUACACACACAGGCAGAGGACACAUGCACAAAUAGAUACAAACACAGAGAGGCGUCACCACACAUCUUCCUGACGGAAGUGUGUCAAUUUUCCAAAAGAGCUUUUGCUGGCUAUGGUCUGAAGGAAGCUUGGCGCGUUAAGCAACCCGACGUGAUGCUCCUAGAGGAGGACAGAGAACACGAGGCAGCGGGGGACUUUCGAUGCCCUCGGCUGGCAGACAACAGGAAGAGAGAGAGAGAGAGAGAGAGAGAGAGAGAGAGAGAGAGAGAGAGAGAGGAGUGCUGUAUUGCUUCUUUUGGUGGAGUACCUCCACCUGGCUUUCUUCUCCUCCUCCUACCUAUCGCGCAAAGCUGUAAUUGCCAGUGUGAGAGGCGAACCAGCACGGCAGUGACGGUUGGUACUCGGCAGACUUUGGCUGUGGACGGCGAGGCAUAAGUGCCUUCGUUGCAGAAUGAAGGAAGGACAGGAAAGAGGAGAUGAGGCUGUGCUGCCGGCGAAAUGCUGGCUCGUGUAGCAGUGGACAGGACAGGGUGCUCUCACUCUGGGCUCUUGAUGGCCAGAAGGAUGUAUGUGUCUGCCAGCGAGGAGGGCUGGAUGAGGCGGCAAACAUUUUUGUUGGGGAUGUCAUGGAGUUGACCGGAAGAUCAGGAAGGCUGUAUCUCAUACUCAAUCGAGUGUCGGGCUGGAUCUUGUGCUGAACAAAGGCCACACGAGCUGAGAGAUCUGCAGCAAAGAACUUCACUAAUAUUCUUGUCUGGGAGAAGGGUCUCGGCAGCUGGAGAUACUGCAGGCUCAGCUAGUAACAAGACUGCUGUGCUUUUUUUUUCUUUUUCUUUUUUUUUCUGUCCACGGCGGUAGUCCCAGCAGGUCAUUGAGGAUGUAGAGGCAUCUUUCUGCGUUUGUUUUUUCUCCUUUUGCGUUUGUCUGCGUGUGCUUCUCACCUGCAGUUGGGUCUCCCCUAUGGCUCAGCUUUGCAUGCUCUGCGCAUGUUCUUUAUCCUCACCCAGCUGCGAACAACGGUCUUCGGGACGACCCUUUUGCGAUAAAAAGUGGAGGGAAGGCAUCAGCUAUGCAUGCGCUCUUUAUCCUUACCCAGCUGCGGACAACGGUCUUCGCGACGACCCUUUUGCGGUAAAAAGUGGAGGGAAGGCAUCAGCUUUGCAUUCGCUCUUUAUCCUCGCCCAGUUGCGAACAACGGUCUUCUGGACGAUCCUUCUGCGAUAAAAAGUGGAGGGAAGGCAUGGUGGUAGCGACGAUGAUGCUGAUAAUGCAUGUCGUAAUUCUGAACAAGAUAUGAAGUGAGCUGUCCUUGUGAAAGUUGGGUUUAUCGGAUGAGGUUCUGAUGGCUGCAAAGUUGUGCAAACUGAUGCAUUAGUCGCUGUAUUCUCUCGGUGCGGAGGUGAUGGUGCAGUAUUGCAUUGCAGGAUGUCUUUGCAGAACGGGUUACACUGCAGGCUUGCAAAUGUUAGAAUGGCUUAAAUUUAGAUAGGUAGUGAUUUGGAGUCCCGGCAGCUUACACGAUGUAGGCAACAAUAUGCAUGUGGUUUAUUUUCUCCUCGUCUCUUUGGAAAAGAUGGAAGGCUGACAUAUCUGGCGGAACCGCUCCCGUCCGUUCGAGGAAAGGAAAGAAGCACUUCCAGAUAUUAGGGCUUUUCUAUCCCUGUCUGAACCAUGCAGCCGGUCGCUCGUCCCCCCUUUUUUUUUUUUUCCCCGGUCACUCAUCUCCUGCCCAGCAGUGCAGGCGGAGAGAGCACAAAGGCAGUGCGUUCUGGUGUGAGCGAUGGUGUUUGCUGAUGGCUGUCCGUGACUGAGCACCUCUAUAUCGACCAUGCACUGCUGGACGUUGUAGCCACCAGAUGUAACAAAUGCCAACCAGCAGA